Zeugodacus cucurbitae (melon fly) is the source of this 531-nucleotide messenger RNA. It is a transcript of the gene mRpL42, whose product is annotated as 39S ribosomal protein L42, mitochondrial. NCBI's taxonomy places the organism in Eukaryota, Metazoa, Arthropoda, Insecta, Diptera, Tephritidae. Gene Ontology annotation, cellular component: mitochondrial large ribosomal subunit. The transcript has a single exon. Bases 94 to 462 code for a protein of 122 amino acids. The record is from RefSeq and is a predicted model, not a curated record.
UUUCAUUAUCUAGUCGAUAUCUGCUUUAAUCAGCUGUUUCUUGGAUGUGAGUUUAAUUCGUCAACGAGGAGAAACUAGUUAACUUGUUUAAAGAUGUUCUCGUCAUUUGUUCGUCGGUUUUCUACUUCAGGAAAUGUAGCAUCAAAAAAUGUAUUAGGUGGUAAUAGUUUAGUAAACAAAGUAGCAAUUACUAAUAACGGAGCGUUUUGCGUCGCAUGGCAUCCUGAGGUAGACUUUCCAUAUGAACGGUCUAAGCCAAUUCCAUAUCCGAUUCAUGGUCAGGAUAAAACCUUGUUAAACGACAAAUACUUAGGAAAUACAAUUAGCGCUUUUAAAACAAAGACACCUGAAAUAGCGCGUCAAGAGCUUAUGCAACUCACUUAUACUACGAAACAUCGUUGGUUCCCGAGAUCACGCGAUAAGCGUGCAAAGAAUACACCGAUGGACCGACCUUAUUUAUAAAAAAUAUGCAAUGUAAUGUUAUAUUUUAUUUACUUUAUUAUUCAAAUAUAUUAUAUUAGAAACAUUUAA